Candidula unifasciata is the source of this 2478-nucleotide messenger RNA. Lineage: Eukaryota; Metazoa; Mollusca; Gastropoda; Stylommatophora; Geomitridae. The record is from the annotation of a GenBank genome assembly.
AUGGCAACAAGCAGUCUCAAGCAACAGAGCAGUGGAGAGAUAAAGGCAGGGUCUCGAAACAGUUCUGUGAGUGAAUAUGAUUCUUCUGUACCACCCAUUGAUUCGUCGAAGACAAAAUUAGUUCGCCACAUACCCUCUGACAUUGACGAUGAGCUCAUUCGGACAGGGGAAUCCUUGCAACAGUCCAUGUUUGCCGGGGAGUCAACUCCAGCAAACUAUCAGAUCCCCAGAUACCCCAUUCAGGAAAAGGAGACCCGGGCGUAUUUUGAACGCAGGCUUUCUACCAGCAUUGUCCCGGGGCCAGGAGGCCACAAGUCUGGAGUGAACCCUGCCACUAUUGGCUUCCAUGAUCUGAUCACCAGUAUUGAGCCGGAGCCCAUCCAGGCUUUUCUGGACGUGGAGGAGGAGUGUGAUCAACUGCCGGACUUCCAGAGAAUUAGCAUCACUGGCGAGGACACGAGUGGGGUUCCAUUCAAAGACCUGCAGUCAGCCUCCAAGAUGUUGGUGCGUGCACUGAUGCUGCGGGAGAAGUACAUGGCUCUGAGCCAUCAAUCCUUCCCUCGUGUAACCUCCAGGUUCCUGGAGACUCUUGAAGGAAAUGAGUCUUUUGGUUCGAUAAGGAAUGCUGUUGAAAAACCGGUAACUCUUGAAGAAAACAUCAAAAUAAUGGUGUAUGACGAAGACAGUUCUUCAUCUGCUACACCAGAGCCAUCUGAAUUCACAAUGUCCUCGACCGAAGUUAUUCCCAUAGAAAACCCCAUCCAUCCGCCACCUGCGACUGGUGAUCCCUUCAAGGUAAGGUUCCUGUCCUCUGCCAACUACAUCUUCAAGUUCCACAAAGGAGUCAUGAGUGUCUAUCCAGAUCAAGAGUCAGCUGACCAGGAUAAGCCCUUUGAUUGGCCACAUUCCAACCUGGAGGAGUUUAUCAAUGACCAGAACAUGAUGUUUGCUUUGAUCAGUGAUGGGCCCUUGAAAUCCUUUUGUUACCGCCGAUUGUGCUACCUGUCCCACAAGUACCAGCUGCAUGUGAUACUCAAUGAGCUGAAGGAGUCUGCCGCACAGAGGGACGUCCCACACCGGGACUUUUACAAUGUCCACAAGGUGGACACACAUGUGCAUGCAUCAUCAGGCAUGAACCAGAAGCACCUGCUGAGGUUUAUCAAGAAGACCAUGAAGAACUCUAAAGAUGAUGUUGUCUUUAAGAACAAAGACGGCAAACUCUUGACACUUGCGGAGGUGUUCAAAUCCAUGAACCUGACCCCCUACGAUCUGAAUGUGGACAUGCUGGACGUGCAUGCGGAUCGGAACACUUUUCACAGGUUUGACAAGUUCAAUGCCAAGUACAACCCGGUUGGAGAGAGCCGGCUCCGGGAGGUGUUUAUGAAAACUGACAAUCAUAUAGAAGGUCUAUACUUCGCUAAAGUUACCAAGGAAGUCAUGGAAGACCUGGAGGAAAGCAAGUACCAAAACGCUGAGUUCAGACUGUCCAUCUAUGGCAGGUCCAUCAAUGAGUGGGACAAACUGGCCAGAUGGGCCAUCAAACAUCAGAUGUAUUCGCCCAACGUGCGCUGGAUGAUCCAGUUGCCCAGGCUUUAUGAUGUCUACUCCGCUAACAAACUGUGCGAGAGCUUCCAGGACUUUAUCACAAACAUAUUUCAGCCGUUGUUUGAGGUCACCAAUGAUCCACGGAGUCAUCCAGAGUUGCAUUCCUUUCUCAACCAUAUUUCCGGGUUCGACUCCGUGGACGACGAAUCUAAAUCAGAGCAUGUCAUGAUGAACAAAGACUCCCCCCUGCCUAGUGAUUGGACUUCUCCGGAGAAUCCCCCAUACACUUACUACCUGUACUACAUGUUUGCCAACAUUGUCGUGCUCAAUAAUUUCAGAAGAAUGCGUGGGCUGUCACAGUUUGUGUUGCGGCCUCACUGCGGCGAGGCGGGAAAUGUGACCCACCUGGUCUCAGGGUUCAUGUUGGCUGAGAGCAUUGCCCAUGGGCUGGUGCUGAGGAAGGUUCCUGUCCUGCAGUACCUGUACUACCUGUCACAGAUUGGGAUCGCCAUGUCCCCACUAAGCAACAACUCUCUUUUCCUGAACUAUCACCGCAACCCGUUGCCGGAGUACUUCAACAGAGGGCUGAAUGUCUCCUUGUCCACAGAUGAUCCUUUGCAGUUCCACUUUACAAAAGAACCUCUGAUGGAGGAGUACAGCAUUGCUGCUCAAGUGUGGAAGCUGUCCACCUGUGAUAUGUGUGAGAUUGCCCGCAACAGUGUCCUUCAGAGUGGAUUUAGUCAUGAGGUAAAAAAGCACUGGCUUGGCCUGUUCUAUCGGCUGGAAGGCACGGCUGGAAAUGAUGUUAGCAGAACAAAUGUCCCUGACAUUAGGGUGGCCUACCGGUACGACACACUUGUAGACGAGUUUAUCUGCAUCAGGCGUGGUUUCAAGGGUCCUGACUUUCUUGAUGCAUCUUCCGUUGACCCGUGA